AUGGAUCUUACUUUCAAUCACAGAUUCGUAAAGGUUAAUGGAAUCAACAUGCACUUCGCCGAGAAAAAUCCCUCCGUCUCCGAUAAUGGUGCUUUUGACGAAGUUAUACGUCCUCCGGUGAUACUCUUCCUCCACGGAUUUCCGGAACUCUGGUACACGUGGCGGCAUCAGAUGGUGACACUCUCUUCGUUAGGCUACCGUACAAUCGCCCCCGACCUGCGCGGCUACGGAGACACGGAGGCGCCGGAGAGCGUGGACGCGUACACGAGUCUCCACGUGGUCGGAGAUUUGAUUGGAUUGAUCGACGCGGUGGUCGGAGAUGGGGAGAAAGUGUUCGUGGUGGGACACGAUUGGGGAGCAAUUAUCGCGUGGCAUCUGAGUCUUCUCAGACCGGACAGGGUUAAGGCUCUUGUCAACAUGAGUGUGGUGUUCGAGCCUUGGAGCCUUAAGAGGAAACCCAUCUCCAUGUUUAAAUCCUUUUAUGGCGAUGACUACUAUAUCUGCAGAUUUCAGGAAUAUGGGGAAAUAGAGGCGGAAUUCGCUAAAGCUGGGACGGAACGAGUUCUUCUAGAGCUCUUAGCGUAUCGUAAUCCUGGUCCUAUACUCUUGGCUAAAGGAAAAAGCUAUGAUGAUCCUGUUUCAUUGCCAUCUUGGCUAACUGAGUAUGAUGUCAAGUAUUACGUUUCAAAGUACGAGAAGAGUAGCUUCACUGGACCUAUAAACUACUACCGAAAUAUGGAUCGAACGUGGGAGAUGAUGGGGCCAUUCUCAAAUGCUCAGGUGAAAGUUUCGGUUAAGUUUAUAAUCGGUGAUCAAGAUUUGACGUAUCACAUUCCAGGCACCAAGAAGUACAUACACGAUGGCCUGUUUAAGAGCCACGUACCGUUGUUAGACGAAGUUGUGAGCUCACAAUUUCCUCAGGAAUGA
Molecule: messenger RNA, 927 nt
Organism: Eruca vesicaria subsp. sativa (arugula)
Lineage: Eukaryota; Viridiplantae; Streptophyta; Magnoliopsida; Brassicales; Brassicaceae
Source: the annotation of a GenBank genome assembly